AGUAAGUAAGCAAGUAAAUAUUUUUAAAAAUUAAACCGUGAUUUUGAAUUUUGACGAAUUGAAAUAAAUGACAAGUAUUACGUAAAAUAAAUAAAACGUGCUUGAUUUCAAAGGUUGCUUUGACAUCAAGUAUUCUCUGAGUUGGAUCUAAGCAUAGACGUAGACUAUACCUUGCCUAUCUAAGUGAUAGUAAAUUCAGGAUUAAUUAAGCUUGACCACAAACUAAGACUAAAUUUCAAUUCUGAAUUCAUCGCCCCCCAUGGCGACGACGACGUCGCCAUUCGGGGGAGGAGGAAGGCGAUGUUCUCUCUGUUUUUGUCUACUCCCCACCACCCGGGUGGAACAGGCCUACUUGCUGCCCACCUUUCUCCGCCAGCUCGUCGCCCUGGUCGGUUUCGAUGUGGUCCUCCCACUCUGCGACGGUUGUCAUGGCGACGUCAUCUCCGUCAUUGACAUUCUCCGACAAGUGGACAAACUGCAGAGGGCUUUACGUCGUAACGUGGAGGGUAUAAGGGAUAAGAAAAAAGUUGCGGGGGAAUUGGUCGGACCGCUUUUGACAGUAGAGGACAACGUCGCCAUGCCGACAGAACAAAGUCAAGUUAUUGCAGAGUUCGUCGUAGAAAAUCCUCCUCAAACGGUCGUGGCGUCGUCACAACCAGUUCUCACUCUGUCCACGGGGGAUUAUUAUUUGGGCUCGGUCCCCUUCACUCCCACGACGACGACGACGACGACGACGCCAUAUCAAAACCACAAUUACCAAGAACCAACCCAACAAAAUAAUAGCUACCAGCCACCAGAUGUCCAAACUGGUCACCAAGAUGACGACAUGGGUGGCGACGAUGCGGAAUAUUUUCCUCCAAAUGACGACAACGAAAGUAGCGAUAGUGACAAAGACGAAGUCCCCACUCGUCAAGCAGUCUCCACGCCAACAGCGCCUCCACCACCCGUGACCCCAACUUGCACUGCUCCUCCAAGACGAAACGCAAACGAAAAGAGUCGAAAGAUACGAAAAUGUCCUGCUCGUUGGACGUUGGAACAGAAAGCGAUCAUCUUGGCGAAGAGGAGGGCUGCUCAAGUGGAGGUGUUCGGUCCCUUCGAGACCACUCCGAAGGGACGAUUGUACUUCGAAGGGGUCGAAAUUAUUAAGGUAGGAGACUCAUAUUCCUGCUCGGCCUGCGAUUGGAGUGCCGAUAACAUGGCGAUCGUUGACAUGGAGAAUUGUCCUGGUUGGAAGAAGGCCAAGGCGAUUAAGCUCCACGUGCGAGGGGUACAUUCACGCUCUUACCGUUGCGACAAGUGUGACAAAAAUUUCUCUUGUGCCAGAGCUUUAGAAAAACAUUUGCCGACGAAAUUCCAUGCUGAGAAUAAUCCCACUACGUGCCCCAUUUGCGCCAUGACGGUCCCCAAGUUUAAGUUAGAUUCGCACCUCUUUUCGCACAAGACUCCGGCGGAGCAGGACGCCGAGCUGGCGGCGAGACCCCGGAAGAAAGGGCGUAAAGGUGCCAACAACCAGGAACCAACCGGACAAGAAGAAAUAGAUCCAAAUACCGGACUUAAAUUGGCUCGACGCCUCCUCAUUCGGCACCCGCGCCCUAAGACGCCAUGCGCCAUUUGCGGCCGCCCCACCUCUCCCCUCUACAUGGCUGCUCACAUCUGGUCGCACAAGAGCGAAUCGGAAAAAGAAACCGCGCUCAAAUUCGGCCUCGCACCGAAACUCCCGCCCAAGCCGACCCUCCCCCUGCCCAAACUGCAGUGUCCAAUCUGCUCAAAAUUCGUGUGGAAAGAUUACCUCUCUGACCACGUGGAGAUCCACAAAGCGCCCCAAGACCGCCCCUCCUUUCCCUGCGUGCAGGAUGGAUGCACCUACGUGGCCAAGAGGAAAGCCAUGUUGGCCAUGCAUGUCAGAGGGGUGCAUGAAAAGCACAAACGAACUUGGCAGUUUUGCACGGUGGCCGGUUGCACGGGGAAAUUUAUGACUCGCAGAGGACUAAAAUAUCAUUUGGACACGAGUCAUGGCAACAACCUGAAAAAGACCCCGUGUCCGCUUUGCAAUGUAAAGUUUUUCAGGCUGAAAGAGCACACGAAGCGUCACGGGCCGGUGGAGGAGUACACUUUUCUCUGCCCCCACUGCCCCUUCAAGUUUAAUAGAGAAAAAUGGCUCAAAAAGCAUCUGGUCAAGGACCAUGGUGAGACGGUGGUAUGGAAACCUCGAUAUGUUAAGAAGACAGUCAGAAAAAAGUACAAGAAGAGGGAAAAAAAAACGGAGGGAUCGGGUCUCAAAAACGUCCGGAUUCCUAAAAAGUUGACGAAAACGACGCCAGUUUUACGCCUUCACCGCCUUCCAGCCCAACUUUUGACAGGGACGGAGAUCAAGGUUAUUUCAGACCAGGUCGUCAGCCUGGUCGGGAGCAGAGGAGGGUUCGAAAUCGUCGUGUUAAGCUCAGACUAACAAAUUUUUCAUUGUUCAUAUUUUUUUCCUGAUUUUUAUUUGCAAGAAAAAGUAACUAUGUUGGAUUUAAUGACCAAUUUUUAAAUACUAAUUUAUUUUAAUGACAAUAAAAUAUGACGUGAUAAUUAAGCAGUUA
Molecule: messenger RNA, 2585 nt
Organism: Folsomia candida
Lineage: Eukaryota; Metazoa; Arthropoda; Collembola; Entomobryomorpha; Isotomidae
Exons: 8
Coding region: 260-2449 (729 amino acids)
Biological process (GO): regulation of transcription by RNA polymerase II
Cellular component (GO): nucleus
Molecular function (GO): RNA polymerase II transcription regulatory region sequence-specific DNA binding; DNA-binding transcription factor activity, RNA polymerase II-specific
Source: RefSeq, a predicted model, not a curated record